AAAACGCCUGGUUGUUGUUUCUCCGGGCAAAAGGAGGAAGAAGUUGUUCACCCCGCGUUGCCGGAGGUUUGCGAUCACCGAGAGCGGAUAACAGACUCCAGAGUCAGAGGAAGCUCCACUUUCUCCUGUGACCAGACGACGAUCGGUAAAAAAAAAAAAAAUCUGAAUGGAAAGCGAGUGAGUGGGUUGAAAGCCGGUCAGGAUAUAAACCUACACCAUCACCUUGUGUGUGGCACAGCGCGGUGAAACUCCUCGAGCCAGCGUGCAACACCGCUGCACUGGAUUGUGUUGGGAGCAAACAAGGGAAUGACAUAAACAUACCCAGAGAUGGUUUACAACCCGCGGGGACCUUCAGAGACACUACUAGUACUACUGCUGCUGCUGCUGCUGCUGCUGUGAACUUUUAUGUGCUAAAAAAGGGAAUUACAAAAAGUGCUUUUUCUUCAUCUUCAUCUUCUGCGUCUUCUUCUCACAACCAUCAAACGGAUUAACCAUGCCGGACCAAAUCACAGUUACAGAGUUUGUGGCAGAGACGAAUGAAGAUUAUAAAUCACCGACUGCCUCUAACUUCACCACCAGGAUGUCCCACUGCAGGAACACAGUGUCUGCUCUGGAGGAGGCUCUGGAUGUGGACCGAAGUGUUCUGUACAAGAUGAAGAAGUCUGUGAAGGCCAUCUACACGUCUGGUCUAGCCCAUGUAGAGAAUGAGGAGCAGUACACUCAGGCCCUGGAGAAGUUUGGAGAAAACUGUGUGUACAGAGAUGAUCCUGAUCUGGGUUCAGCUUUCCUCAAGUUCUCCGUCUUCACCAAGGAGCUCACUGCGCUCUUCAAGAACCUGUUCCAAAACAUGAACAACAUCAUCACCUUUCCUCUGGACAGCCUGCUGAAAGGAGACCUGAAGGGAGUCAAAGGGGAUCUGAAAAAGCCUUUCGACAAAGCCUGGAAGGACUACGAAACAAAAGCCACCAAGAUAGAGAAGGAGAAGAAGGAGCACGCGAGGCAGCACGGGAUGAUCAGGACGGAAAUCAGUGGGGCAGAAAUCGCCGAGGAGAUGGAGAAGGAGAGGAGAUUCUUCCAGCUGCAGAUGUGUGAGUAUCUCCUCAAAGUCAAUGAGAUCAAAAUCAAGAAAGGGGUGGACCUGCUGCAGAACCUCAUCAAGUACUUCCACGCUCAGUGCAAUUUCUUUCAGGAUGGCCUGAAAGCUGUGGACAACCUGAAACCCUCCAUAGAGAAACUGGCCACUGAUCUGCACACGAUAAAGCAGGUGCAGGACGAGGAGAGGAAGCAGCUGACUCAGUUACGAGACGUCCUCAAGACGGCGCUGCAGGUGGAGCAGAAAGAGUCCAGGAGAGAUUCGCAGGUGCGGCAGAGCACCACCUACAGCCUGCACCAACCACGGGGGAACAAGGAGCACGGCACGGAGCGCAGCGGGUACCUUUUCAAGAAAAGUGACGGCUUGAGGAAAGUGUGGCAGAAGAGAAAGUGCACAGCGAAGAACGGAUACCUCACCAUCUCACACGGCACAGCUAACCGGCCUCCGGCUAAACUCAACCUGCUCACCUGCCAGGUGAAACACAAUCCUGAAGAGAAGAGAAGCUUUGACCUCAUAUCCCAUGACAGAACGUAUCAUUUUCAGGCCGAGGACGACCAGGACUGUCAGAUCUGGAUCUCGGUGCUACAGAACAGUAAGGAGGAGGCGUUGAAUCAGGCCUUCAAAGGGGACCAGCAUGUCGGCGAGAACAACAUCGUGCAGGAGUUGACCAAGGCAAUCCUAGGAGAGGUCAAGAGGAUGACGGGAAAUGACGUGUGCUGCGACUGCGGAGCACCCAACCCAACGUGGCUGUCCACCAACCUGGGCAUCCUCACCUGCAUUGAAUGUUCAGGGAUCCACAGGGAGCUUGGAGUCCACUACUCCAGGAUCCAGUCCCUCACUCUGGACGUACUCAGCACCUCAGAGCUCUUGCUGGCCAAGAAUGUGGGGAAUGCAGGCUUUAAUGAAAUCAUGGAGGCUUGUUUAAGUGCUGAAAAUGUGGUGAAACCCAACCCAGGCAGUGACAUGCAGGCGAGGAAAGACUUCAUCACAGCCAAAUACACGGAGAAACGUUUCGCUCGGAAGAAGUGUCCCGAUGCGACGUCGCGGCUCCACACGUUGUGCGACGCAGUGAAGGCCCGGGACAUCUUCUCCCUCAUCCAGGUCUACGCCGAGGGAGUCGACCUCAUGGAGCCCAUACCUCUGGCCAACGGACACGAACAAGGGGAGACAGCCCUUCAUCUCGCAGUCAGGCUGGUGGAUAGAACGUCACUUCACAUCGUCGACUUCCUCACUCAGAACAGUUUGAAUUUGGACAAGCAGACGGCCAAAGGCAGCUCAGCGCUGCACUACUGCUGCCUGACCGACAACAGCGAGUGUCUGAAACUGCUGCUGCGGGGGAAGGCCUCAAUAGAGAUCGCUAAUGAGGCCGGGGAGACACCGCUGGAUAUCGCCCGGAGGCUCAAACACCUACAGUGUGAAGAGCUGUUGAACCAAGCACUGGCGGGGAAAUUCAACGCCCACGUCCAUGUUGAAUAUGAAUGGUGCCUGCAGCAUGAAGACUUGGAUGAAAGUGACGAAGAUCUGGAUGAGAAGCCCAGCCCUCAUCGCAGAGACGAGCGUCCGGUCAGCUGUUACACCCCGAGCAGUAACUCUCACCUGCAGACCAGUCUGGGCUCUGCGGGCCGCGAUGCCGUCGGCCUCGCCAAGGACAAGCAGCGUGCCUACAUGCCCAGCCUGGUCAACAACGAGACCUAUGGCACCAUCCUCAACGCCACCCCGCCUCAGUCUGCCACCAUCUCUGCUCCGCCCCUGCCCCCGAGGAACCUGGUCCAGUUAUCCGGCCUCGGGGGGAUCAGUCAGUCUUCAGCGUCAAGCAGCUGGAAGCCCGGUUCUUCUUUAGACCUGGUUGGCCGUCAGAGGUCGUCGUCAGACCCCCCCAACAUGCACCCUCCUAUCCCGCCCUUGAGACUCACUUCAACUGGAGGUCUGGGUCCUCCUGUGGCCAAGAUGGAGUCCAUGAGCAUGCAGUCCAAGUCGAGCCAGGGACCACUGGGCUCCAGAGCAGUGCCGCCUAAAUCUCCUGCGGGCAAUGAUAAAAGCUUCAACCGACCUCUGAAUCGAACGGUAUCUAUUGAAAGACCGGCUAAGGAAGUGCCAGGAUGCCCCCAGAACUCCAUAGGUCAGUCUCUGCCUCCAGGCCCCUCGCAGAGGAAAAUCUACCCAAAGCAGAGGCCGAAGCGAGUGAAAGCGAUCUACAACUGUGUCGCCGACAACCCGGACGAGCUGACCUUCUCUGAGGGCGAGGUGAUCGUGGUGGAUGGAGAGGAGGACCAGGAGUGGUGGAUGGGCCACAUCGAAGGCGAUCCGAUUAGAAGGGGAGCCUUCCCUGUUACAUUUGUACACUUCAUUGCUGACUGAACGGUUCCUCUCUGGGUCUCGGGAAGUGUCGCAGGGUGCGGCGUCCCUCCUUCACCCGUCUCUCUUCAGCCAGCAAACAUCCACCAUCGUCCCACUGUUUGUUGUUGACAUCAUCAUCCUCAUCGUCAUCAUCAGCGAGCUUCUUAAAGUGUCACUGCCGUGUCGUCCCCUCGGCUGCAACAUCUGGAAGUCGCUGCUUGCUGCUCGGCCUCGUGGGACUGCGUGUGCGUUUUAAUGCUUGCUGUUCAUGUUCUGACAAAAGACUGUAAUAUUUACAAACAAUGAUUGUAGUCUAUGACCUCUCGCAAUAAAUGCACUUCGCUUGUCUUUAUCCUUGUUACGGCAUAAGAUGACAUGUGACAUAAUGAAGGUUCAUUUGUACAGUAUUCACAUCCUCCAUUUUCUGUUUAGCUGCAUUGUACAGUUAGUACUGCGAAGGCUACUGCAAUGUAUUUUAACUUUUCGAACAAAUGUAAAUGUGAACAUAGGCAACAUGCUAACAUUCCACCUCUGUGCAUGAGCGAUUCUUAAAUGCCUAACUGCUUAUAGGUGCGACCUUUCAACUCUGUAGUAGGCCUCCUGUAGGGAGGUUUCUCUAAUGGUGCUAAGUUAACCCCGGAAUAUGCUAGAAGUUGCCCUCGAGGGAUCGCUUCCCUGUCCCCGUUUCAAAGACGGACUGGCAUUGAAAAAUACCCUCGGACUCACCACACCUGGGAGAAGUCACCUUCUCAUGGGUGUGUAGAUGGAUGGAGCAGCUUCUCCACGCACACACACACUUCCUGUACUGCUUCAUUGGAGAGGAUAAUAUUCUACAGCAACACUCUAGUUCUUCUCCCCGUAGUGUUUUAAGUGUAAUGCUGACACGGACUUGAGCGGCAGCAGCCAGUAAUUACCUUUAGGCCGAGUCUGACACCUCGGGCUGUCUUUGCCUGUCAUCUGCCUUAUUAGAGGAACAGGAAGUAUCUCGUCUGCACAGAAUAAGCUGAGGAUGAAAUAUUGAAGUAAGAGAAACUAAAAAGGGUGUGGGAAUGUUAUGAGAAGCAGGAGUUGGUUCUCUGACUUGUGUUGCUUCUUCUUGCCUUUGAGAGCACUCGGACUCCGACAGGUGUUUUUUUUUGUUGUUUGCAAAUGAGCUGAAUUAUCUUUGACUCUAUACAGAGAAAGAAAUAUCCUUCCUACAGCUUAAGCCUCUCAUAUCUGUACAUCUCUGGGGUCCCAUAAUGUAGAAAGAUGGAUUUAUCAAUUGUGUUACGAGAUAAAUAUCAAACAUUCGAUGUAAUUAACUUCCUUUUGGUUGCAAAGCAACUUUCUCUCUGUUCAUAAUGUUGAUAUUUAAGCAUUUAACCUGAAACCAGAGCCUUCCUUGGAUUUGUGAAUGACGAGAAGCAUGUGAAUCGUAGCUGAUGCACUCUUCAUCAUGUUUAAUAUGAACUCACUGGAAACAGGAAGAUUUAAUUAUCUAUUUGUGUAAAUAGUUCUGAUUUUGUUGAUAUUUAUAUGUAAAAAGAAGAGUUAACCUGGGCACUAAAUGUCUUUUAAUGGUCUGUGGUGAGUAGUUACAGUCUCAGCUGGACCUGUGUGUGUGUGUGUGUACUUGUGAUUUCAGCACACACACACAACUGGGACAAUAAACGUAAUUCAUUCACAUUAACUGUCUGGAUUACUGCAUCGACUCUUCACUCUAUUGUGCAAACAAAUGGGAAAAUGAAACUGGAAUAAUAAAAGAUGAAAUAAUA
This is a messenger RNA of Anarrhichthys ocellatus (wolf-eel), 5187 nucleotides long. RefSeq names its product ArfGAP with SH3 domain, ankyrin repeat and PH domain 2a (gene asap2a). Bases 494 to 3451 code for a protein of 985 amino acids. The record is from RefSeq and is a predicted model, not a curated record. Gene Ontology annotation, molecular function: GTPase activator activity; protein binding. Gene Ontology annotation, biological process: positive regulation of GTPase activity. Gene Ontology annotation, cellular component: cytoplasm. The transcript is spliced from 29 exons. Lineage: Eukaryota; Metazoa; Chordata; Actinopteri; Perciformes; Anarhichadidae.